Molecule: messenger RNA, 780 nt
Organism: Camelina sativa (false flax)
Lineage: Eukaryota; Viridiplantae; Streptophyta; Magnoliopsida; Brassicales; Brassicaceae
Source: RefSeq, a predicted model, not a curated record
AUGGUUGAUUCUAUGGUAAAGAAGGGACAAUAUUUCAAAAGCAAGGAAGCUUUACAGGCAAGUUUAGAAAUUUUUGCGAUGAAGUAUAACUUCGAUUACAGAGUUACUAAAUCUGGUACAAGAUUUUGGUGUAUACGCUGUAUUGAUAAUGUUUGCAAAUGGCGUGUUCGUGCUGAGUGCUUCGAAGGGUCUACGUGUUGGAAAAUCAACAAGUAUGUGGGUAGCCAUACUUGUGCUCCUUCAAGGAAAACGAAAUUUGGUAGAACACCUUCAGCAAGAACAAUCGGGAAUCUCAUCAAACAUAAUUAUGAAGUAAGAGGAAUCCCAGAGAAAAGUUUUGCUAAGAUACCUAACUACUUGCACAUGCUAAAAGAGGCGAAUCCUGGUACGCAUACAAAUUAUGAUAUUGAUUGUGAUGGUAGAUUCAAGUAUCUAUUCAUUUCAUUUGGUCAAUCAAUAAGAGGGUUCUACAAGAAAAUUCGGAAGGUCAUUGUAGUUGACGGAACGUUUUUAAAGAACAAGUACAAAGGAGUUCUACUAGUUGCUACAUCCAUAGAUGGUAACUCUAAUUUGUAUCCAAUUGCAUUUGGGAUUGCUGAUUCUGAGAAUGAUGCUUCAUGGGAGUGGUUUUUAAUGCAGCUUAAGGUUGUUAUUGCGGAUGACAAAGAUUUAGCUUUUGUGUCAGAUCGACAUAUAUCUAUUGGUAAAAUGAUUGGAAAAAUCUACCCGUUGGCUAAACAUGUCCGGCGAUUGGAGGUUAUCUACAGGAGGCUGAUGUGA